CUGCAAUAGUCCCUGUCAGCAUCCCCACACCUUACCAGUGUCCCCUACUGGCCUUCACCACUAUUGGGACAUUAUUCUACACCCUCCUUACAGCACAUGGUAUAAAUAGGAGCCCAUGACUGGCAGGCUAUCAGUGUGUGUGAGCUCACUGCUUGGUUUGGAACCCGAGGUAGAGUGGGAUAGUUGAGAGGCAGGCCUGUACAGAAGGGGGCACCCCUAGGUACCCAGCGUAGGAGGAUACACCAAUAGAAAGCCAGGGGAGAGGAAAUGUCAGAAGAGGGCUGGACCUGACCCUUAUUUUGGGAUAUACCAACCGAACCGUUGACAGAUUACUCAUGCUUAUAAUCUAUCUGUCUGAGGAUAGUACUGUUACACAGAACACUCCAGACCGAUUAUAUCAUAAUAUCAUCAGCAAUCAAGAUCACUGGCGACUGAUCUGAAGAUUCUUCAGCUUAGACAUAACACCUAUAAUUAUACACGGAGGAUUUUUAUUGUGUGCCAGGCUUCCAAUUGGAAACAGUAACCAGUACAGCUACGCUGUACCUGCGAAAUUCAAAUGCGAGGAAUUAAAAAAAAGUUAUAAAUUGGCAGGUGUACUGUUCCAACUUAAACUGCUUUAAGAAAGUUUAAAGAUAUAUGAUCUGGACGUUACAUAUCUAGUGUGUGUCAGCAGAUCCUGCCAGGAAAGAGUGAUAUUAAUAUUACACGGCUGGCUGAUAAAGCUGCUUGUCAGUCGUAUCAGAGUCCUCGUGUAUCCAGGUAAGGGCUUGACAGGGAUCUUAUUCUCACCUGAACGUUUAUGAAUGAAACUAUCAGGUGCAUGCUUGUUAAUAGAUUCAGAACACUUGUAUAAAAAAAAACACCACUGCAUUGUCAACCAAUCAUAUCACUUGAAAUCUCAAUAUCUUUGGAGAAAAAAAAAUUGAUUUAUGUUUAUACACAAAACAUAAAAUUCUGCUGAUUGGUGAAAAUUGUGAAGUGGUAACAGUUUCUGUGUGGAGUAGCAGUUUAACGCUGCCUCUUUCAGGAGUUUGUCUUCUCCACGGAAGUGACUUACACUGGAGAGAUAACACAGCUAUAUUGAUCAUAACAUUACUGAAGCAUUUGUUUUGGAAAGAGGAUUUAUAUUGGAUGCACUGAUACUAUAACAGUCCGAAAUCUUCUCCCAUCAAACUUUUCAAUUUUUCUUUUAUUGUUGUUUUUUCAUACACUGGAUGUUGUCAAGUUGUAGCUAACAAAUACAAUGUCUGUUAGAUCAAACACCAGCUGACGUCAACUGUUUUAGCAAAUUAGACUAGAACAUAUAUGAUUAUCAGGUAAGUUAGUCUGCUAAAAAACAAGUGGAAUUUUGAAAAUAUUUGAGAGAGGGAAAAAAAACCCACCUAUUUUUCAUCGAUUAUCAUUACUGUGAUAACAAUACCUAAUUAAUCAAAAUGCAGAAAAUUUGGAUUCUGGUAUUGACUCUUACAGCAGUGUUUGAAAUCUGCGAAUUUAAAAAAAACAAACUUGGACGAAAAAUUAUUCGUACUCAGAGAUGUAAAUACACUUUCGUGGUCAAAGAAGUGGACGCUGGUCACUGCCCAACGUCCAUUCAACCGCCAAUCCAAUCAGAUGAUCAGCAGCUUAUGUCUGGGGAUAUGAGUACCCUUAUAAGUCGACUUCAAGAAGUGGAGAAGCAAUUGGACGGAGAAAUGAUGAAAAACAAUAAUUUAACCGAGAGUAUCUCAAAACAAGAGUUGACACUUAAGAAAGCAGAUUACAUGCUUGAACAAUAUCGGUCAAAUUUUUCUAAUCUCUUUCACAUAAUAAAUCACUUAGAGAGAAGUUUACAUACUCAGCGGUCAAGCUACAGGGACCUUGAGAAGAAGGUGUCCAGUGUUGUCCUGGAUGUGUUGGAGAUGAAUAAUAUACUGACCACUAAGGUCAGUCCAAGUGAUAACAGCAACCCCAUUCUUAAGGAUGUACAAGUGCAAAGUGUCUCCAAAAUACACAACUGUGGCCUUUCAAGUGUCGAUGCCACAUUUCGAGACUGCCUUGAUGUACUGAACCGAGGCCACACGACAAGUGGUGUGUACUAUGUAACACCUACAUACUCCUCAUGCUCUAUCCCAGUUUGGUGCGAUAUGGAAACUCCACCUGGUGGCUGGUUAUUGAUUCAAAAGAGAAAAAACGGUGCAGUUGACUUUGAUCGAUUUUGGAAUGAAUACAAAGACGGAUUUGGUAACGUGGUGUCUGAAUUCUGGAUCGGACUGGACAAUAUGUUUCUCCUGACCAAUCAGGACCACUACGAGCUGCGUGUGGACUUGUGGGAUUUUGAUGACAAUCGUGUGCAUGCUCUUUAUAAAAAUUUCAAAAUUGACGGGGAGCGCGACAAAUACCGAUUACAUAUUAGCCAUUAUGAGGGAAGUGCUCAAGACAGUUUAGAAAUGCACAAAGGUAUGAAGUUUAGCACACCUGAUCAGGACAACGAUAACUGGAAUAACUACCACUGUGCACGCGAGUGGACAUCUGGAUGGUGGUAUAACAACUGUUGGUCUGCAUUACUCAACGGACAAUAUCACAAUCGAUCUGAUGUUAAAUUCAGAGGGAUUACAUGGAAUGAUUGGAAGCACGAACAACUCGCACGAACGGAAAUGAAAAUUCGGCCUAGCAGACUUUAUCAUAACAAUACUGUGCCGCACAAGAGAUAGGAAAUGUUGACUAGUAAUAGUGAGAUUCAAUAUUCUUAGUGGAUACAUCUGUUACUGUGAUCAAAUGUUUCAAGUGUAAUAAUGACAAUGACCAAAAUCUUGGGCAGCAAAACACUUGAAGGCAAUAGAACACUAUAUGAUUGAUAUAUUCUCUAGUACUCCACAAAAGUAUUGUGUAAAACAAUGGAAAAUGCAUAGAAAUUGUUUGCACAGCUAAAUAAGACUGAUCCAAUGCUUGUUUAGUGUCCUAAGCAACGAAAAAAGAUGGUUCACAAACGAAACACUCAAGGUCAUAACAGGAGUGAACAUUAACCAAUUACAUUCAUUAUUGUUGUGCUUAAAGGCUACUGCAGCUGUGAUACAGAACCUUAUAUUUGUGUUGAGUUACUUCCGGAUAACGUACGGCACAGGACAUUUCACUGUUACCAACCAUAUUCCUAAUUCCCAUUCUAGGAAGCACCAAAACUCUGAUGAAGUUAAGGCUAUAUAAUACCAGAGUAAAUUAUCAAGGGGAAGUAACUCAAGACAUAAUUUGCAUUGAACUGACAUCAAUAGCCAAAAAUGACUAUGCUCCAUGUCUGCUUUUUAUAGCAGUAGCUAUAUACCCAAGAGUGGUGAUUUUACAAAUAUGAUAAAAAAAUCUGGUGCCAUGUAUCAAUCUGUUUAUACAAUAUUUUCUAUUAUACAAUGGCCAGUAUUACAUACUAAAGGGCAAUCACUGUAUAUGUAUGCAUGGCUGAACGAAUGUUAUUGUAUUCCAGUGGUUUGUAAAAUCAUGAACAUUGCUUGAUGACUAUUCAUGACACUCCACUUGUUAUUGGUAAUGUUCGAAUAAAGGUCAAACUAUAUUAUGUCAGGGCUUUCUCCUCCUAACUGGCUAAUAAGAAUAAGCCCCUCAAAAGUAUAUACAUAAUAUGUAGAUGGAUGUGAAAGGAGUGAAAGUUGUUUUGUAUAGAGAGAAUGUUACAAAAAAAUAUUUUUAUCUCUUUGUGAAAAUCCAUUGUGAUUUUAUUGUUUUUUUUCUAUUUAUAAGCUUAAAUAUCAAUAUAAUUCCAAUACUGAAUACAUUUUAUGUGUUUAUAAGAAAAAAGCAUUCAAUGUUAUACAUAAGAAUUGAUAUUUCUCAUUUAUCAUGUAAAUGAUGUUGUCUUCUGAUAAAUAUUGUAAAUCAAAAAUUACCAUUAUUAUUGAGAUUUGAGUGCUGGCCAUUUAAUCAAAGAGCGUCAAAUGGACUUGACUUGAACAUAUUUUGUUCCAAGGAUGUCGAAGUAAAAUGUCAAGCAACAGAAAUGGACUUCGAUGGUAUGGAGCUUUUGACUUGUGUCUAGGAUAAUCCUCGCUGUAUGGAGGCAUCUGUAGCUUUAAAGUCUCUAAAUGACGGAGCUGAUGUACAUAUAUUUAUACCUAUAACCUAGCUUGGUAACAUAAUAGUAAGGCUGAGGCAGUACAGGACUCGUCAAAUGUCAAAUCCUGGACAACUAUUUUAUAACGUGUCUUGGACAUACAAUGUGUUAAGCACAAACAAUAUAUGUCUAUAUGUCAAAUGAUUGGUUUCCAGGUCAACUGCUUCAGGGCAACUGUCUUGGACAUACAAUGUGUUAAGCACAAACAAUAUAUGUCUAUAGGACAACUAAUUUGUUUCCAGGACAACUGCUUUAAAAUGUGUCUAAGACAACUGAUUUGUAUCCAAGACAACUGCUUUGUAUUCAUGACAACUAUUUGAUGAUGUGUGUAGGUCAUACAACAUGUCUAUAAGGAUAAUUAAUUUGUAUCAUGGACAACAGUUUUACAAUGUGUCUAGGACAACUAAUUUGUAUCCUGAGGACAACAGUGCUUUUAUGUGUCUGGGACGAAUAAUUUGUAUGUGUCUAGGACAACUAAUUUGUAUCCUGAGGACAACAGUGCUUUUAUGUGUCUGGGACGAAUAAUUUGUAUCCAGGACAACAGUUUUACAAUGUGUCUAGGACAACUGAUUUGUAUCCUGAGGACAACAGUGCUUUAAUGUGUCUGGGACAAAUAAUUUGUAUCCAGGACAACUGUUUUACUAUGAGUCUUAAGACAUCUAACGCAUAUCCAGGACAACAGUGUUUCCAUGUGUCUAGAACAAGACAACUGUUUUACAUACAUAAACAUGCCUAAAACAACUCAUUUGUAUCUAAGACUGAUAAUGUAUUAAAUUUCAAAUUUUGAAUUAAAUUUAAUAUACAACAGUUAUAUAAUAGUUCCAAGAACACUGCCAUAUGAUUUUUUUCUUUAAGAAUGUAUACACAGUUAAAUGUGACACAAAUUUUACAAAACUAAAAGAGUGACUACAAGUAAAAAUGGGUACAUGGAUACCCUGGAUACAUGACAUCCUCAAUAUAUCACAUUCUCAAUAUAUCACAUUCUCAAUACACAGACACCCCGAGAUACACAGACACCUGAGAUACGUAGACGCCCGAGAUACACAGACACCUAAGAUACACAGACGCCCGAGAUACACAGAUACCCAAGAUACACAGACACCCUCAGAUACACAGACACCCGAGAUACUUAGACGCCCGAGAUACACAGACACCCAAGAUACACAGAUGCCCGAGAUACACAGACACCCUGAGAUACACAGGUGCCCAAGAUACACAGACACCCGAGAUACACUGACGCCCGAGAUACACAGACUCCCGAGAUACACAGACACUCGAAAUACACAGACUUCUUGCAUACAUCAACUUCCCAGAUGCAUCAACAUUCCAGAUACAUUGAAAUUCUGGAUACACCACAACUUGGAAAAGCUGACAUUCUUGAUACACCAAUGUCUUGACGACAUCAUGUGACUUCCUGAUACAUUGACUUGCUGGAAAUGUCCUCGAUACAAUUCUACCAUUAUCGUGGACAGAAUAUCGAGCACCAAUCACGGAAUAGUGUGAUAAGAAGUGGUCAUCAAACUAUUACCAAUGGCAAACAUGACCUCUAGUGGCCUAGGGAAUAUAGACAACUGAAAACUAUUUUUCUGUGAAAAGUAUUAAAUGGCAUAUUUUCGCAGAACAGCAGUAUCAAAUCAAAAGUGUUGCCAUGUGACUGAGACAAUCUGGUGAAGUUACUGUGGGCGAAAAACAGCAGAAAAGCAGAGAAUUAUACCUCUGUAUUAGGAUUAUACUGCUGUAAUUAACUAAGACUGGCAGUUGCCCAGACAGGUUUCGGAAUUUAUUGGUCAGUCAUAUUAUACAACUGGUGCUUCUUUAUAAGACUGACAGCUGAUUAUGUGUUCAAGUGACAAUGUUGCUAAGUGUCUUAAUCACUGCAGUGCCUGAAAUCUAUCUGCCUUUGAUCAAUGAAUGAUAUAGCUUGAUCACGGUACCUUGCAUUUGUUUUAAUGCUCUCAACUGCUAAUGUGUAAUAAACAAUUUAAAACUUG
Messenger RNA from Ylistrum balloti, 6084 nucleotides. RefSeq names its product fibrinogen-like protein 1. The record is from RefSeq and is a predicted model, not a curated record. Lineage: Eukaryota; Metazoa; Mollusca; Bivalvia; Pectinida; Pectinidae. The transcript has 2 exons. The coding region runs from base 1434 to 2690 and encodes 418 amino acids.